GUUGUGAGCUGGGUGGCUAGACCUGCCCGGAGCCGACACUCCGCGGUCGGGAGCGCGCUCACUGCCGCGCCUCCUCUCCGCUCUUCCUAGGCUCUCGUCGGCGGCGACUACGCGGCGUAGUAGACGUUGGGACUGUGGGUAGGCGACUAGCAUCGGGAUCGGAAUGAACAGCGGCGGCGGUUUCACCUUGGGCCUUGGCUUCGGCCUGACUAACACGGCUGUGAUUCAAGUGACUAACCUGUCGUCGGCUGUGACCAGCGAGCAGAUGCGGACCUUGUUCACUUUCCUGGGAGAAAUCGAAGAGCUGCGGCUCUACCCCCCAGACAACGCACCUCUUGCUUUUUCCUCCAAAGUAUGUUAUGUUAAGUUUCGUGACCCAUCGAGUGUUGGUGUGGCCCAGCAUCUAACUAACACGGUUUUUAUUGACAGAGCUCUGAUAGUUGUACCGUGUGCAGAAGGUAAAAUUCCAGAAGAAUCCAAAGCUCUUUCUUUACUGGCUCCUGCUCCAACCAUGACGAGUCUGAUGCCUGGUGCAGGGUUGCUUCCUAUACCAACUCCAAAUCCCUUGACUACACUUAGUGUCUCACUUAGCAGUUUGGGAGCUAUACCAGCAGCAGCACUAGAUCCUAACCUUGCUACACUUGGAGAGAUACCACAGCCACCACUUAUGGGAAAUGUGGAUCCUUCCAAAAUCGAUGAGAUUAGGAGGACUGUCUAUGUUGGAAACUUGAAUUCCCAGACAACCACAGCUGAUCAGCUCCUUGAAUUUUUUAAACAAGUUGGAGAAGUGAAGUUUGUUCGUAUGGCAGGUGAUGAGACUCAGCCAACUCGAUUUGCUUUUGUGGAAUUUGCAGAUCAGAACUCAGUACCAAGAGCUCUUGCUUUUAAUGGAGUAAUGUUUGGAGACAGGCCGCUGAAAAUAAAUCACUCCAACAAUGCAAUAGUAAAGCCUCCUGAGAUGACUCCUCAGGCUGCUGCUAAGGAACUAGAAGAAGUUAUGAAAAGAGUACGAGAAGCCCAGUCCUUUAUCUCAGCAGCUAUUGAACCAGAGUCUGGAAAGAGCAAUGAAAGAAAAGGCGGCAGAUCUCGUUCCCAUACUCGUUCAAAAUCCAGGUCUAGCUCAAAAUCACAUUCUAGAAGGAAAAGAUCACCAUCAAAACACAGGAGCAGAUCCCAUAAUAGGUCCCGUUCGAGACAGAAAGAUAGGCGUAGAUCCAAGAGUCCCUACAAAAAGCGUUCCAAGUCUAAGGAGAGAAGGAAAUCAAGGACUCGUUCACGUUCACGGGACAAGAAAAAAGAAAAAGAAAAUCGAGAAAAGAUCAAGGAAAAAGAAAGACUGAGAGAAAAAGAAAGGGAUAGAGACAGAGAAAGGGAAAAGGAACGGAGUAAAAAUAAAGAAAGAGAUCGAGAAAAGGACAGAGAGAGAGAUCGAGAAAAAGAUCAAGAAAAAGAACAGGAAAAAGAGCGAGAUAAAGAAAAGGAACAGGACAGAGAGAGAGAACGAGAAAAGGAGAGAACCAGAGAGAUAGAUGAAAAAAGAAAGAAGGAUAAGAAAUCCAGAACACCUCCCAGAAGUUAUAAUGCAUCAAGAAGAUCUCGUAGUUCCAGCAGAGAAAGACGUAGGAGGAAGAGCAGAAGUCCUUCUAAAUCGCCCAAAACAUCAAAAGCCAUAAAAAGGAAGUCUUCUCGAUCUCCAUCACCCCGGAGAAAUAAGAAGGAUAAAAAGAGGGAAAAAGAAAAAGACCAAAACAUAGACAGAAAAGAGAGAGAACGGUCAACAUCUAAGAAAAAGAGCUUUAAAGACAAAGAAGUAAAAGACAAAUUGGAAAAGAGCACAAGUACAUUAAAGGAGAAAGAACAGACUAAGGAAGUAUUGGAUAUAGGAGGUGAAAAAAUAGAUGAUGACAAAGAAGCUCCAAAGACUGAUGAAAACAAAGUACAGCAUAAUGGGAAUUGCCAACCAAAUGAAGAAAACCUUACUGCCAAGGCAGAAACGGUAUAGGGCCAAUAGAUCCUUACCACUAAACUCAGCUGUAGAGUGGAAUCCAAAGCUUUUAAUUCUCUCAUUAAGAAGCCAACAGUAAAGCAGUCCAGUCGACUAUAGAUAUGUAUGAAUAGCUCUUACAGUUGUCAGAUGACUUUAUGGUCAUCUUAUUAAAGAGAAAAGAAACCAAGUAUGGGCAUCAUGAAAACAAGGAAUGUUACCCAACCUGACUCGUCAAAAAUCUGUGCAUUUCCAUGAUGGCUGACCUACUUGUGAAAUAAUUUGUUAGUGUUUGCCAAGGACCAUUACAAAAGAUCUGAAUUUGCAAUGCUCAGAAGUGAAAAAGAUAAUGCAUUGGAGGCUGUUCAAAUACUGCUAGUUACUGAAUUUUGUACUUUGCUUUUUAUGUUUUAAUUUCAAUAUAUAUUGUUUGAUGAUGUGUUUGAAAAUGGUGCAAAAAUAUAAAUACACCCCUGUAAAUGGAAAAAAGUAUGUAAGACAUUUUAACAUUACUUCACAGUUUUACAGUGAUUGUGUUAAAUGCCUUUUAAUAGGUUUUCAUUUGCUCACUAUUUGGGACAACACUUCUUUUAUCUAAAAUAUUUUUUCAGAUUAAAAUUGCUAAACGUGUGGACUUUAAGUUAAGUGGUGCAUGCUAACUGUCCCAUUCCAAAAAAAGGAAAAGCAACCAUCUUGAAUACUAAUAUGCUUAAUUUUUUUUCUUCCCAAAGUGAGCAUAUAUUUUAACCUUUGUUGUUAAUAUUUUGAAGUUUAUUUUUGUGUCUGGUCAGCUGCAAAUGGCAUAGGUGUUCUUAACAUGAGGAAACCUAGUUUUCAAAACAGGCUAUGGGAGCACAAGCUGAAGCUUUAGUGCCUUCUAGUGUUUUCUAGUAUUUUAUAUGUGCUAGUCAUUCUCAGUUCAUACUGAACCUAGAUAGCUAUUCCACCCACCCCCAUAGAGGAAUGUGUAAGUAGUGUGGAAGAACAGCUUCUUAGUUCACCUAAUACAAGAAAAAGAGGUUAGGUCUUUAAGGACAGGUUUAUCGCAUGAAGCAGAAAUAUAGUUUGGGGACCAUCAGUUUUGUACUCUUGUAGCUGAAAGUGAAGCAUGUUCUUAUUUUGCCUAAAUCAAAGGAAGCCCUUUAAUUCUCUACAUUGGAUGGCCUUAAUCAUUACCUCGCAAUCAUUUUCUCUAAUGCUGGUUAUAUGAUGUGCAAAAACUGUACCUGAAAGGGAUAGAGGUAUGUAUGGCUUUUUUUCCUCCCCACCCCUUAACCCCUACCCCCAGAGGGUUAAAUUUAUAUGAGUUUAAACUAUAAGUGAUUAGUCAUUCUUGGGGUCAGCUUUUUGUAAGAAAGCACUUACUUAGGAGAAUGACAUUUAAGAAGAUUUUUUCCAAAAAGCUCAACUCAUGCUUUCAGGAUUCCUUACAUCAUUGUUAGAUUUUCCCCAAGAAGUCAUACCUUUUAAUUAGCUCUUAAUACUAAAUCAAGUAUAAUUAUUUUAAUGCAACAUAAUACAAUCAAAUUUACUCGGUUGCCUUACCUCAUGGGAAGUUACUUCUGUAAAUUUAGAAAGCUGAAUAGUGUGCUCCUUACCUGCUUUUCAUUCGAUUUUCCUCGUAUGGUUAUUACAAUUGAAACUACAGUUUUGUGGAGAAUGGAGAAUUUCCCAUAUUUCAAGUAAAGAAUCCUGGUUUGAUUAUGAAGCUGCUUAAUCACUCUUCACAUGUUCAGAAUUAUAGUUUUUUUUGCCACUGUGUACAUUAAAAACUUUGUAAAAUGCUUUACUAUGUAAAGUAUAGAUGGUCAUUUUUAAUGCUUCAGCCACAUUCAGUUGGCUGGUAAAACAGCUUAUUCUCAUAAAAGAGUAACUUGUGUGGAUGGAAAGACCAGAGGGUUGUGUGUCUUGCAACAACUGUCUUAUUUAUGAUAUGUAAGUAGUGUAGAGCAAACAUUGUUUGAAUCCUUGUUAUCCUUAAUACCAUUUCACUAAUAAAACCAAGUGUUUUAGAGGGAAGUUUUUGUUUAUGCAUUUCAGAAGAGCAUCUUAGUAGAAUCCUGUCCUAAUUCUACUUGGUUUAAUAGACCUUUCAUUUGAAAAGUGCAUGCUUAUAGGCUGUUUAUAAAACAGUCACUUAAGGCUCUGUUUUUGGUUUGAUUCUGAACUUAAUUAAAUGAACCUUGUGUUAGUUGGAAUGAAUUUGGUUUCUGCUGCUGCUGGAGGUGGUUUUUCUUGGUAUUCACCUUUAAAAAUAAUCUUAGUAAUCAAAGGUCCUGAUUUUUUAAAAUUGGAAAAUGAAUAGCAAAUCAUCUACAAAUUUUUAAAGUUCUAGUAAAUUAAAUUAGAUUAUAAUGUGGGAUUUUCCUAAAUGAUGUGAGAAAGUUUGAUUGAUAGCAAUGGUUUCCAGAUUCAGAGAUAGCACUGUUGUCCUAAAAAAACAUGUAUUUUCCUUUUCAGCAUUAUUGCUUUAUUAUGUUUUAAUUUACUUUGCUUAAAGACUUGGUUUUCCAUUUUAUCACCUCAUUCUCUUGCUUCCCAUUUGACAGGAAUAUUUGAGAUUUAAUACCUAUUUAGUUUGUAGGUAUUCUUUUAACUUAAACAGUUUAUUCUUAAAAUUCUUAAAUAUUUUUUUCUGGGACCAUAGUAGAUAAUCCACAUGCCUUGUUUUCUGGCAAGAUUUGUAAUUCAACAGUGUUACAUACUGAACAGACAAACAAAUUAUUUCAUCCAUGGUUUGGUUCAAUAAACUGAGCCUCUUAAUUUUGAAAAAUGUCUUACCUAGUGUCACCCAAUAUAAUUUUUAAAUGAAUGCAAAUUAACUUCAUAGCAAAUACUUUGUUCUUUAUUUUCCCCCUGUGUUACAGAAUUCUUUUUUGAGAAGCUAAAGUACUUCACUAUUGUUGGAAAUGUUAUAUAGACUUGGAUUUCAACAUGUAUUUUAAAAUAACCAAUACUUGUAAGAUGAUUUUUGAUAAGAGAUUUUUCUCUUUGGUGCUAACCAUUUCCAGAAGUAUCAGUAUCUAAUUUUUUUUUUCCAGGCUGUUACCUAUCUUUAUAGAUUAGAAUAAAAAAAAACAGUCACAUAAAUCUAGGGUUUAGACUUCAAAUGAAGGAAAUUAUUAAUGAAUUAUUUCUGUGGAAAUCAUAUAGCAAGGUUUUUUUUUUAAGCCUAUUGAAGUAUUUUGUGUGUAUGGGUUGAUUAUUAUCUUCUAGCAGCUGAAUUAGUAGAAACUACGCUAUAUAUGGUGUGCUUUAAAAAAAAUAAAAACUGUCAAUUUGAAUAAUUUAGCUUUCACAAAUUGAGUACUAUUCAACUUAAGAUUCUAGUUCUGUGGGCUCUCAAAUAGGAGGAUUCAGUUUGUCAAAUGUUCCUUAUAUAUUUCCAUAGUUUUAUUUUAUACUACCUCUUCAUUUAGUUCUUCUAUUAAGCCAGCUCAAAGUGGCUUAUUUUAAACCCAUCUGCUGAAUUAACAUUUGGAAAUUUAAAAUCAGAUUGGUUUCACACUUCAAAAAUAAUUUAUUGCUCUUAAAUGGUGCUGAAUUGACAGCUCUGGAAAGAAGCUCCUUCAGCAUAAAUAAUGGAAAUCUAAAUAUCUCUAACAUAUUCAACAAAUGUGCCUCAGCCUGCCCAGCAGGUUGCAGGGGCAUAAAUGGGUCCUCUUAAUCUUGGGCUGCACAAAGAGUUAUCUUUUCAAAAUAUAUUCUCUUUGGUGAAGUGCCCCUGCCCCAGAAUUAAAAUAAUUCCUAAGACAAAAGCCACUAAACCAGCUACACUUUUUGGCCAUGUUCAGUUAGGUUGGAUUUGUUAACUCAUAAUUUGUCUAGUUUCAUUCUAUUAUGAUUUAGUUCUCUGCCCUAGAAUUUUAUUUCAGUGAUCACUUUAUAUCAGUCUUAAAUAUACUUCUAUGAUUGUACUGUUUCAAAUAAAUUUUGUUUUCUUGUCUCUUCUGAUUUUUAAAUGUCGCCUUAUCUUGCUAAUUUUUCAAAUUAAAAACUGCCAAGUUUUGACCCAUCUUGCAUGCAUUUUACCUCUGAGGCACUUAACACAAUAAUGGAAGAACUUAAUCUUUAUUGUUUUUAGUUCCCUCCAGUCUUGCUCUAAGACAACUUUAAAGCAUAAACAGUUACUUCCAGCUUUGAAUGUAAAUUCAAACUCUUGGAAACCACUUGGAGAAUCUAGAACUAAUGAAGUUGCACCAGUUUAGGCUACCAGUAGAUAGUGAACUGCUAGGGAAUAAAGCAGAGAAGGAUCUACCCAAGAAUUUCUUGAUUUUCAGAGCAGUUUAUUUUUAGUUAGCUCUUUACUAUGUAGCUAUACAAUCAAUUCAGUUGGAUAGUUAAGUAAUAUCCCACAUUUUGAUCUCAUUUAGUUGUAUUAAAUAAUGCUUGUUACAUAAUUCUCUUGGUUAUAAAACAAAGAGAUUAAAAUUGAAACAUCUGAAGAAAUGAUGUGCUACAUGAGUGGUAUAUAUUUGUGGGUAGAGCCAAUAUUAAAUGGUACUAGUAAAGAUAUGUCUAAUGAUGCUGCUAUUAUGUUGCUAUAUUUUUAAUAAAAUUAAACUCUUAAAAUCUUA
Molecule: messenger RNA, 6561 nt
Organism: Monodelphis domestica (gray short-tailed opossum)
Lineage: Eukaryota; Metazoa; Chordata; Mammalia; Didelphimorphia; Didelphidae
Gene: SREK1
Product: splicing regulatory glutamic acid and lysine rich protein 1
Cellular component (GO): nucleoplasm
Molecular function (GO): RNA binding
Source: RefSeq, a predicted model, not a curated record